AUGACGACACUCUUUGAGCUACACAACGUUCUCUACCAGCUGCAACAUGGUGUUAGACACGGUCGAUCUUGUGAGACACAGUUGCUUGAGCUUACAACAACUCUUCAAGCAAACCUUAACGCGACAGCGCAGACAGAUCUUGUAAUCAUGGACUUUUCAAAGGCCUUCGACACGGUCUGCCAUAACCUGAAGCUCCUAGCAAAACUGGACUUCUAC
This is a messenger RNA of Paramuricea clavata, 216 nucleotides long. The record is from the annotation of a GenBank genome assembly. Lineage: Eukaryota; Metazoa; Cnidaria; Anthozoa; Malacalcyonacea; Plexauridae.